This is a messenger RNA of Myotis davidii, 1098 nucleotides long. RefSeq names its product leukotriene B4 receptor (gene LTB4R). The record is from RefSeq and is a predicted model, not a curated record. Gene Ontology annotation, biological process: inflammatory response; positive regulation of cytosolic calcium ion concentration; phospholipase C-activating G protein-coupled receptor signaling pathway. Gene Ontology annotation, molecular function: leukotriene receptor activity; complement receptor activity. Lineage: Eukaryota; Metazoa; Chordata; Mammalia; Chiroptera; Vespertilionidae. Gene Ontology annotation, cellular component: plasma membrane.
AUGCACAUGUACCUCACCCUCCAGAUCCUUGCAAUGGCCACGAACACUACAUCUCCUGCAGGACCCUCCUCCCUAGGUGUCAUGGCUAUCACCCUACUGUCAGUGGCUCUGGCGGUGGGGGUCCCCGGCAACAGUUUUGUGGUGUGGAGCAUCCUGGGAAAGAUGCGAAAGCGCUCUGUCACCGCCCUGCUGGUGCUGAACUUGGCCCUGGCUGACCUGGCCGUCUUGCUCACUGCCCCCUUUUUCCUCCACUUCGUGGCCCGAGGCACCUGGAUUUUUGGAGUGGCCGGCUGCCGCCUGUUCCACUAUAUCUGCGGAGUCAGCAUGUACGCCAGCGUCCUGCUGAUCACGGCCAUGAGUCUGGACCGCUCGCUGGCGGUGGCCCGCCCCUUUGUGUCCCAGAAGCUGCGCACCAAGGCGGUGGCCAGGUGGCUGCUGGCAAUCAUCUGGGCGGCGUCAGUCCUGCUGGCCACGCCCGUCAUCGUAUACCGCACCGUGGCACAGGACCCGAACAACAGGAGCCUGCUCUGCUUCCCGAAAUACGACACGGAAAGACACCGGGCCUUCCACCUGCUCUUCGAGGCCCUCACCGGCUUCCUGCUGCCUUUCCUGGCCGUGGUGGCCAGCUACUCCGACAUCGGGCGCUGCGGUGUGCUCAUCGCGCUGGCCUUCCUGAGCAGCAGCGUGAACCCCGUGCUGUACGCGUGCGCCGGAGGCGGCCUGCUGCGCUUGGCCGGCGUGGGCUUCAUCGCCAAGCUGUUCGAAGGCACCGGCUCCGAGAUGUCCAGUACCCGACGCGGGGGCACCCUGGGCCAGACGGCGAGGGGCGCCCCCGGCCCCAAUGAGCCUGGCCCGGCCGAGAGCCUCACUGCCUCCACCAACCCUCUCGAGUGAAGCAGGCCCCGGGGAGGGGUGGUGGUGGAAGGACACUUGCUUUCCUCCUGGCGGAAUGCCCCACGCUGGCCUGACCCAAUUCUGCACCUCCAGGAGAAGGCGUGUCGGGGUGGAGCGGAAGGAGAGGGUGGGGAGGGGCAAGUAGGGGCAGAGUCAGCGCCUGGGCAGCUUUGCAAUUAAAACCGAAGUCUGAAAUUGGGUUAA